Podarcis lilfordi (Lilford's wall lizard) is the source of this 15024-nucleotide messenger RNA. The record is from the annotation of a GenBank genome assembly. Lineage: Eukaryota; Metazoa; Chordata; Lepidosauria; Squamata; Lacertidae.
AUGGUCAGCAUGCGGCAAUGGCACUUCAUUGUGGGAAUGUUAUUCUUCAACCUAAAAGGUGAGCGGUUUGUGUCUGCCUGUUUACCCUGAAUGAUCAGGGACACACAGGGUAAGAUGGGAAUUGGGGGUGAACGUGUGAUUAUUUCUGCAAUUUAGAGGCAGCCUGACCCAUACACAAGAGAUAUGUGCCUUCAGAGUUUGCCUUCUGGCAAGAUGCAAGGAGUUGGGGUUUACAUAUUCUGCAACAAUGCAAAAUAUCCAAUUUUGCACUGGCUCCAUAGCUUAAAUUUAAGGAAUGUGGGGUGGAAUUUCAGAAUUUAAUGCAUUCUGCCAAUACCUUCAGGGCAGUGGGGGAGGGGGCUGUUAGGAAAGAAGCUGUGUGGACACAGACUCAUUUCUGCAGAGUAAAGAGAGCAAUUCCCCCCUUGUCACAAGCUGCUCAUCCCUGGUGUGGAGAGAGUGUCUCUCUCUACACACCCGGGAUAGGCAGCUCAUGACAAGGGGGGAAUUGCCCUCAUUACUUUGCAGAAAUUGGUGUCGUUGACACAGGGCUGAAGAGAUUGCACCCUCAGCACGACCAUUUCUGUUUGCCUGGUGGAACAACCUGUCCUCUCCGUCCCCUGCGCGCUGUUCCGUGGUUCCCCCAGCCACCCACCCACCCUGAGCCAGUUUGGGGACGAGGCACGAAAAGUGAGGAGAGGAGGGAACGCCCUGCUGCACUACUAGAAGUCCGUGGGUGGAUCCAGCCCACUGAACUAUCAGAAGUGCCCAGCAGCCCCUACAGCUUUGUCUCCUGAGCUGGUUGGGGGAAACAAAGUGCUCUUUCUGGUCUUUAGAGGACCAUCUUUAAAUAGCAGUGCUUUAUCUCCUGUUCUCAGCGCUGAUGAAUGACCUGUGCAAAGGAAAGGCAGCAUUUCCAGGCACCCCAACCUCAGCGCUGGAUUAGGGAAGCAUGGAAAUGCUGGUUGUGCGUGCAUGUGCGUGCACAUGCCUGUCUCUGCUUGUGUGCAAGAGUGAGCAACUGUGUGAGUGUAAGAUAUUGCAGUGCAGUUUCUUGUGGGGAAUGUGCAUGUGCAAGAAUUUUGUGUGUGUGUGUGUGUGAAUGAGAGAGAGAGAGAGAGAGAGAUUUGCAGGUACACUGUUUGGUGUGCAUGCAUGUGUGCGCAUGUGCACAUCCAUUAAGCCAUGUCUACCGCUGGCAUGUGGCAUUUGCAAAGUUGGCUGACUAUCAAUAAAGGUUCUGGGCCCAAAAGGGUUAACUACCCUAGAUCUAAAAAAAAUGAAGUUUAACACUCAUUAUCUUUUCAAAAAGAAGAUUAAGAAUUUCCCAACAAUUCAUAUGAUCACCACCUCCUGCCAACUCCUAGGGACUAAGGGGUCUUCACCCCCCCCAAUAAAACAGUUGAUGGGCAUUGCCAUUCAAAUGGGUGUGUGUGUGCGCACACGCAUUGUGUCAUGUGAUCGAUUAUGUGGGGCGGGGCUUCCCUGUCCCCCAUAUUUUAUUCAAGUAGGUUGGCACACACACCCCGUAGCAGUGACUUUAGUGUAUACCAUCAACUCAUCAAUCAUAGACCCCAAUAUGAAUGAUUUAGUAACUGUACCUUCCCUGGCCUGAUCAGAUCCCCCAUAUUCUGACUGGAGACUUCAGUGGGAGAAGCAAGCUCAUGUCCUAUAAAAAGGAAAAAAUGACUUCCCAUGUUGACAUAUGCUUCAUUUUCUUGUUCUACGGACUAACUAAUCAUUAUCGGUGGGUAUGCGUCAGGGAAACAGCUGUGCAGAAAUCUCUAUCCAUGCAUCCUUAUUGCCAAGGCCACAGUUCUGAUCCAGCCAUGAAGAUGUGUAGAGUAAUUUUAUAUUUUUUUCUCUGAUACCAGAAGGGUAAUAUUGGAGAGCUAACGCCUCACUCCAGGUUUAUUCUGCUUUUCAGGUUGCAUGUCUGAUCUGACUGGUCCUAAAGCACUGAGUGGAUUUUUGGGCAGGUCACUCUCUGUGAGAUGCAGAUAUGAUGCUGGGUUUAUGAAUUAUGUAAAAUAUUGGUGCAAAGGAAGUCCAUGGAGCAGUUGUAAAAUAGUUGUUCGGACGACAGGAUCUGAAGAAGAAAGGACUGCUAGCAGAGUUUUUAUCAAGGAUAAUCAUUCUCGUUUGGAAUUCAGAGUCAGACUGGAGAACCUCACACAGGAAGAUGCUGGGAUUUACUGGUGUGGCAUACAAAGAACUGGCUCUGAUUAUGGAUUCCCUGUAAAUAUUAUUGUUCUCCCAGGUGAGUCCUGUUUCCAAGCCCCACAGGAAACCCAAAAGCCAAAUACAGCUAAAAGGGGAAGAAAACCUCAGAGGGGGACUACGUUCUGUGCACAUUAACCCCAAUGGUGGUUACUCCUUGGUAAGCAUGCUUAGACUUGCAAAUAUAAAGGAGAAUUGCUACUUUUAUACUUUAAAAAAUGACAGUCAUACAACUCCUCCCCUGUAGCACAAAUAUUUUGAUAAUUUCUCACUUUCCAGAAUGAGGUUAUUUUAUCCUUUAAGCAAGGAAAUAAUGGUAAACGAAACAAAUUGUUUUAUGUUGUUGUCAGCUGAGAUGCCCCAGUUGGUAGACCACGAGUCCCUUAAUCUCAGGGUUGUGAGUUCAAGCCUCACAUAGGGCAAAAAGAUUCCUGCAUUGCAAGGGAUUGGACAACUCUACAAUUCUAUGAUGCAGGUGCAGUCAAACCUUGGCUGUCGAACUUAAUCCGUUUCAGAAGACUGUUCGACAACCGAGGAUCAAAGGGCGGUCAGCAAAGUCAAUGGAGAAAAAAGAAAAAAAAACCUCCCCAGAAGCCAUUCGGCUUCCGAAAAUCAUUUGAAAACUGGAGCAGUUACUUCUGGGUUUUGGGCAUUUGGGAGUCAAAACGUACAAUAAUGGAUGCAUUCAGAAGCCGAGGUUUGACUGUAUAACAUUCACAUUAAGGAAAUCUAUGCUUGCAGAAAAUGCUUUCUAUUACAUUGCAGGAUUGAUUAUCAGCAACAUCUCAGUGAGGAAGGGAGGGGGACUUUGUUUUUGACUGCCCAGUGGAUACCAGGCUUCCAGAUGACCUGUUUAUGGAGCAUUCAUCCUGACGUGCGUUCAGGGAGAAUGGAUGACCCUGGUUAUUUGAUGAGAAUUCAUUCCAAUUUGUUCGCAGAGGGGUUAGAUGACAUCAUGUCAAAGCGAGCACCGUCCCACACUUUCCAAUUGCAUUUUGCCAUCACUUUUCCUCAUUCCAAAAAGCCAGAUCUUUUGGGAGGCAGAUUUGUUACAUGUGGCCUCCCAGUCAACUAUCACUACGCAACCUUAAGUUUGUGCGUAUGUGAUUAAAUCACACCCCAAAAUAGUGACUGCCUGGAAGCAUCCACAGUCAAGAGGAUGCGUAAAUAAGACACUAGUGGUUGAAACACUGUCCUGUUCUAUUCUCAGAUUUUUACUAUGGUACGUGCGUCUUGCCAAGAUUGUGGAAUGUACUGCAUGGCAUCAUAGUGAAAGUUGUUGUAAUGCAACUCCUCCUCUGUAGCACAAAUAUAUCUGUGUCAGAAAGGAACCUCCUUAAUUCGUAAGAUGCACUAGCUCAGUAGUUCAUUUACCGGGCUAAAGUUGAGUAGAAUUUCCCAGAAACUGAGCAACAUGGGCGAGAAAGGGAAGUCUGGGGGAAUCCCAGUACUUUGAAGUCACAAGCAUCUGAGUAAGAUGUUGCGGAGAGAAGCAUCUCUCUUAUGGUGUGGCUUCAAGGUGUUGUGUGUGUGUUGCCUGCCCCGUGUACUCCUUCUUUGCAAAUCUCAAGUGAAGGAGCACAACAUUUGAGACUGGUUUUUGGGGUGUGCUUUUUGGAACUAACAGCCCCACUCCCAAUGUUCUCUAAUGGUUGCUGGUAGGAAUAUUGUGUACCAUGUGCACUAAGACAUAGCACUGGUAGCAUUCAGUGGAAUAUUCACAGAGAGCUAACCUACUGACCGGGUGUCUCGUUUCCCCCCCUUAUUGGUAAGCAUCUGCAGAGAUCUCCACAUCUGAUCAGAGCAACAUCCCCGGGGGAAAAAGUUUAAGGCCUCCUUGCCCCUAGGUCCCAUUUCAUGGAUACAAAUAUGCUCUCCAGAAGCUGCUCUUAAUCCUUGUGGAAGUUAAUGAGAGUGGUUCACUGUGGGAUCUUCCACACUUCUCUUUGUCCUGCAAUUUCUUCCUUUUGGUCUUUUCUUUUGUCCCACUGUUUCCCCAGGAAAACCCGCUGAGGACUCACUUCUGCUUGUCUUCUGCAUAAAAAGCACAGGUUUUGCCUUUGCCCCGCAGCUUUCUCCUGGGAAAACAGCCCUCUUUAGUGCUAAAUCGGAACGAAUACAAUCUGUGGAAAAUCCAGUUGUUGUUUGUUCUGAUUCAGCACUAAAGAUUGGGUUUCCCCAGGAGGAACAGCAGGGCAAGCUGAAGUGGGGAGUAAGCCCUGAAUUGGAACAAAAGUCGAUCUGCAGAAAAGCCCAAUUGACAUUUGCUCUGAUUCAGUGGUAACUACAGUGGUACCUCAGGUUACAUACACUUCAGGUUACAGACACUUCAGGUUACAGACUCCGCUAACCCAGAAAUAGUGCUUCAGGUUAAGAACUUUGCUUCAGGAUGAGAACAGAAAUCGUGCUCCAGUGGCGCGGUGGCAGCGGGAGGCCCCAUUAGCUAAAGUUGUGCUUCAGGUUAAGAACAGUUUCAGGUUAAGUACGGACCUCCGGAAUGAAUUAAGUACUUAACCUGAGGUACCACUGUACCAAGUUUUCCCUGGAAAAGCAGUAGGACGAAAGAGAGACCUUUCGCACCCAUGUCCAGAAGUCACCAACCAAACAGAAAUGCAGAUGAGCCGUGUGAAUCAGGCAAAAUGCUCAUGAUUUGGUAAACAUUUUGCAAGGGGGGGGGGGGAGAGAAAUGAUUUCAGCCUGCUUCUAGCAGCAGACUGACCUGAUCCAAUAUUCGCAGACUUGCUUGCUACUCAGAAUGCAGCUCCCAGGAAGAUUACACGUGUCUGUGGAUUUUGCAAUUUCAUUUUGGUGCACUAAAAGUGCACAUAAAAAGUUAGUUUUCAAGUUAAAAAUGACUGUGUACUAAAACAUGCAUUUUGCAUUGAAAUGCAUUGGAAAAAAUCUGUAUUUUUCACAAAAAAGCCCAUAUAGAAUGCAUAUAUUUUCAAUGUGGACUUCUCUUUCAUUCCUUCAAAAGAUCUGCACAAAAUGAGAUGGAGCAGGACUAUAACUGAGCACCAGCUAAACUGAAACAGGAUGGAAUUAGGCUGCUGAGUCCAUCCUUAAUCACCCCGCCCCCUACACUUCCUCCCUCAAACUAUUUCAGCUGUUGCAUGCCUCUUAAUGCUAAUAUUCUAUAGAGGAGUGAAAAGUGACCUAUGUGCAAAUUUAGAUAUUAAGCUUGCCCUCAAAAUUCAAACAUUCCAGCUGUUGAGGAAGGAGAACAACUGUAUAUUAGUGAUCACAACGUAGAGCCUUUUCUGCCACCUUCUCCAGUUCCCGGCGGCAGGUAGACUUAACAAAAAAUCCUGAAUGUUUUCCUAAUCACAGGUGACUCAUGAAGUUUUGUUUUGUCGACACUUGCUGAUUUUAUUAAUGGUGCUGCUUUUUUUGUUGUUCCAUUUUUUCAUGUUUUUAAAAAUUAACUAUAGUUCAAUAUAUUUUUUAGAAUACUUUCACAAACCAACCAAUCCACAAGCAAACAAACACACAAGCUCUCUCAGUGUUGCAGAAUGCCACAGAAUAUAAAAUGCAGAAAAAUUCGUGCUAGCUAGCUACUUAUGUGAAGGAAACAAGCGGUUUAGAUGGUGCAAGGGGAAGGAAGCAGCAGAACAUACUGGGCAGCUGCAGCCACAGUGGAAGAACAGACAGCUUUCCUGGAGCUGAGUAUGUUUGCACAAAACUGGUUGGAAAGGGCUGUGAAGCAGCCAUGCAGCAAGAAACCUAAAGAGUUAUUAGGUGUACCUGAAACACUUCUCUUUGUUUCCGGUGAGCAACUCAUAUUUCCCCCCUCCACGACAUACUGCUUUUAUGAAAUAUUAAUAUUCUUUUCAUGAUAUCUAUUUAACAUUAUUUUUUAAAAAAACAAGAACAGAACACCAGAGUUGCUUUCAUCAGUGCCUUUUUUUAAAGACACCAAGAGAACCGGGGUAGAAUGUCCAUUUGAAGCUCCUCCCUGCCUUUUCCUUCUCACAGCACCUUGUGGCCCUCCAUGCCUGGGGGGCCCUCUGAGAAGGUGAGCACUGGCGGAGGAAUAGGGGUGUGGGGGGUGCAGUCCACCCCGGGUUUCUUCCCUGGGGGGGUGACAUUGCUGUGCCACCUCCAGGACACUGGCCCCGCGGGCAGCUAGCUCCGCCCCUGAGUGCACAGCAUGUGUGCCGCUCCAGGUGCCAGAGCAGCUAGUCCCGCCUCUGAAGGCGAGGAGCGUGGCAAGGAGCGAAUGAGCUUUCUCAGGGGGGUCUCCUCUUUUGUGGAAUGUGCUCCUCAGGAAAACACGCCUGUGGCACAAUGCAUUGGACAAGACACUCCUGUUUGCUCAGAAUUCUGGUCUUUUAACUUAAGAUUGCACAGCAAUAUAAUUUGUGGCCUCUUUGUGCUCAUCUCUUAGUGGAGUUGAGUAGAACCCCUCUUUAUUGUUGUUGUUAUUAAAUUAUUAUUAUUAUUAUUAUUAUUAUUAUUAUUAUUAUUACUACUACUACUACUAUUAACAUCUGUUAGUCACUUUAUCUUGCCCAAGGCAACUCAGAGCAACUUACAACCAAAAAAAUCUAGGCAGCUUGCAUUGCAUAAAAGGUAUGUCACAAAAUCGGUGAACACAGGGUGUCCGUGUGGGUAGGAAGUGCCUUUAAGAUACAACCUCUCACCUCAAGAGAUUUGACUUGUAGAGCUCUGCAGGUUGCUAAGGUUGUUCAGUUGUUGUUGACUUACCAACUCUUGGAAUCUUUAUUUUAUGGUGUUUCAUUCUGUGUAUUUAGUUUGAAAUUAUUCAGAGGAUGUUUGAUAUGCUAUAUAUUUGUUAGUCACUUAGGAAAGUGUGUGGUUGUUGUUGUAUUUUUGGUAGAAAGUAAUGAAUAAAUGCAAUGAAUAAUGACAGUACCUACUCAGAAGCAAGCCCUCACUGAGUCUCUGCUCACUUACCUGGGAGUAAGCCUCCCUGAAUUCAGUGGGACUUACUUCUGCGUACAUAUGACUGCAGUAUUAAUGAAACUUAUCCACGGUUGUAUAUUUCUAAUUUUUUAUGAUUACUCCAAGAUUAUAUUUUCUAUCUUGUGUUGAAUAAGAACACAAUGCAUGAAAACGAACACUGACUGAUAGAAUUCCAAAGUACGCGCCCCCCCCCCACUUUGGCCUAAUGUCCCUAGUGUUACUUUUCCAUACAGAAGGAGAGGGUUGUGAGUGUUGUUUACUCUGUUCUUUUCAGGUCCUUACUCUGGAUUACCCAUCAUCAGUAAUAGUACAGUGAGUGGACCCGUGGGUGGGUCGUUAUCUGUCAUAUGCCGUUAUUCAGAAGCAUAUGAAUCCUAUCUGAAAUUCUGGUGCAAGGAUCUGAAAUACCAGUGCAAGAAAAUUAUUGAAACAACAGAAUCAUCUUCCCUAGUGAAACAGGACAGAUUCUCUAUCAAUGACAAUCGUAGCCUCUGCCUAUUUACAAUUAUUACAGAGAACCUGACUCUGGAGGAUAUUGGGCAAUAUCGGUGUGGGGUAAAUAUACCACUUGGGUUUGAGGAUUAUUUUCCAGUCACUGUGGUUGUCUUGCAAGGUAAGUUCUUUCCCUGACUUUUUGAGACAGAUUUGGAAGUCAAUAUUCAUGUUAGUACAAAAAACAAGAGGUACACGUUACGAGCUAAAAAGCAAAAAGUAGACAAAAGCAUGCAAAAGGCUGAUUCGAAAAUUUAAUUUAUGUGAAUAGUAGUGUUUUUGGCAUCAGAUGCUCAUGAGCAAAAAACAGAUGGGGUAGCUAGCAUAAAGUUUUGUUGUUGUUGUUGUUUAGUCGUGUCCGACUCUUCGUGACCCCAUGGACCAGAGCACGCCAGGCACUCCUGUCUUCCACUGCCUCCCGCAGUUUGGUCAAACUCAUGCCGGUAGCUUCGAGAACACUGUCCAACCAUCUCGUCCUCUGUCGUCCCCUUCUCCUUGUGCCCUCCAUCUUUCCCAGCAUCAGGGUCUUUUCCAGGGAGGCUUCUCUUCUCAUGAGGUGGCCAAAGUAUUGGAGCCUCAGCUUCAGGAUCUGUCCUUCCAGUGAGCACUCAGGGCUGAUUUCCUUAAGAAUGGAUAGGUUUGAUCUUCUUGCAGUCCAUGGGACUCUCAAGAGUCUCCUCCAGCACCAUAAUUCAAAAACAUCAAUUCUUCGGCGAUCAGCCUUCUUUAUGGUCCAGCUCUCACUUCCAUACAUCACUACUGGGAAAACCAUAGCUUUUACUAUAUGGACCUUUGUCAGCAAGGUGAUGUCUCUGCUUUUUAAGAUGCUAAGUUUGUCAUUGCUUUUCUCCCAAGAAGCAGGCGUCUUUUAAUUUUGUGGCUGCUGUCACCAUCUGCAGUGAUCAUGGAGCCCAAGAAAGUAAAAUCUCUCACUGCCUCCAUUUCUUCCCCUUCUAUUUGCCGGGAGGUGAUGGGACCAGAUUCCAAAUACAUUCUUCAUCAUUGUACAUACAUAUUGCAUAAAGGGGACCAGGAAAGAUUUUCUUCAGUGAGGCUUGUAUGAUCAUAAGAUUGUAAUAUGUAUAUACACUGAUGAAGGAUGUAUUUGAAAACGGGUGCCUUAUGCUAGCUACCCCGUCUGUUUUUUGCUCAUUAUCAUUUCAUGCUGAAAACACUCAUAUUCAUGUUAGGGCAUUGGGUACCAGAGGAGGGGGCCCAAGAACUGGCCCUCCCCACUUUUCCAUUGCUAUUCUCUGGAUACAAUGAUUUUGCAUUCAGUGGCUCAGGGCACUGAUCCCACCUAAUACAGUUGGUUCAAAUGUUCAGGAAAAGGACAUUUUGCAUUCAUCCCAGGCCAACAGGCAGGAACUGCAGAGAAGUAGGAGGCUGUAUAUUGAAGCAGCAGAAGCCUAUGUCGUGUGAGGAUGAACAACCUAAGAAUGGAAAUAUACUUUGCAAUCCAAAAAAUUAAGUACUUGUCACACAACAAGCAACAUCCUUUCCCUGCAAUCUCAGAUUACUGGAAUUGCCCGAAUGCUGGGGAGGAGCUACAGCUAGACCAGGAAGGUGGCGGCAGAUGUGAGGAACACCGGUCGCUCUCUGUUUCCCCAGGAAGUUCUCUUGCUUUCGUUUUGAAGUUCUUGUACAAUUCCUCACCUACCAAGCCAUAGAAAAGCAAACCUCAGUUGACCACAACUGUGUGUCAGACACAUGACCAUGGAAAGAGCUCUGCGGUCAUAGUUGGAACACAUAUUGAAUGUGGGACCAUUGACAUUUGCCUUCUGUCUUAUUGCAAUUGGUAUGGGAAACUACUUUACAUUAUGAACUCCCAGACCAAGUUGGUCCUUGCUCAGUAAAUAUAUGUUGAAACAGUUCACAACAACUUGUUUCACACCGUCUACUCUUCAUAUUUGAAUUCAUAUUGAGGGUGACAAUUGCUCAUGCACACCCUCCAACUGUCCCUAUUGUAAAGGAACAUUCCUGGAUUUAAAGAAGUCAUCCCGGCUUCUGAUUGGAUUCUGGAAUGUCCCAGGGAUAAGUCAGCGCUUGAAGCCAGUGCUGGCACUUGCUGUAGUGCUGCGCUCUUCCAUGAGUCAGCUGACUAGGGCCACACUCUGGCAUCCCUAUUUUCAUCAGGGGAAUGUCGUAGGGUAUGCUAACAUUGCUCUGAUCUACCACUACUUCCCUCACUUCCGUACCAGCUUCCCUGUAGAGCUUUCUGUCCAUUGUGCUUUUUUGAUUUUGACUUCAAGCAUUGCAGUACAUGUGGAUACUAGGCCCUGUGACGGGCAAAGAUUACAGGUGUUUUAUUUUUUCUUCUUCUCAACCUUCUGCUCUGCCACUCUGAGGCUGGUGCCAGCAUGAAGGUAGGUUACCUGACUCUGCUUUACCUGUGAGGCUGAGAUCUGGGUCAGGAAACCUCAUGCAAACAGUUGGCUGUGUGUAAUAUCAGAGGUUGCACAAGAUUCUCCUCGCAAUACUGUUCUUACCACAGAAGAGGAACAGCAAACUCAUGCUGGUCCCCAGCCCCAGCCAUUACACCGCUCACAUCAGUAAACGGUUCAAGUAAGCAGCUAUUUGCACAGGAAAGCAAGCUGAUAUAUCAUCUAACCAGGGCUCCAUCCAGACUAAGCUAUUUUAUGGGCAAUAUUCAAACACAGACCAGGAAAUUUAGGUGGCGCAACCAUAGUGAGUUUCAUGUUUCUCUGCAGCAAAUCCACUCUCCCGACAAUUUGACUUUUUGAAGGAAAGAAAAUGCACUAGAAAGUGUGCAGUAACACUUAAUUUGACUUGACGUCAUACAACUUCCCUGCAAAGGAUUACGAAUGACUGCUCAAUGAACAGCUGACAUUGUAUAACCUCCUUGCAAAGUUUAUGCAAACAGAUUGGGAUGAAUGUUCAACUAAUUGGCCAUCUGGAAGUGCCCUGGCUCUUAGAAACUGAGUGAGGCUCGGUUUCAAUGAUGACAGAUGUAGGCGGCCGUCCAGAGGAACUGGUGGACUCAUGAUGCCUUCACACAUGCACUCUUGACUGUACAAUAUAAUGGUAUAUACAUAUAGAGAGGUGGGAUGAAGUCUGUGUUUUUGUCUCUGUUUUAGAGCCUCUCACUACUACAGUAGAAGCAGCAGCAGUAACUACCAGAGGCCCAGACUCAGACUCUGAACCACCAGGGUAAGGACGGAACAACAGAUGUCUGUCAAAAUGCUGGUGUAGGGAAAUCUAAGACUCAUUUCCAUUUGUGGUUUCCAGCUUCUGUUUACUUCUGCUGUGACAGUGCUGCUUUGUGUAAGGAGCAAAAGGCAAGCUAACCACUGAGCAGUCCAUGAGAAGUAUUUCACAUGUUAUGUUAAUUCUGACACGGAACAGAAAACAUUUGUUCUCCUAAUUGCCAAUUGGGAAUUUCGGCAGGAUACUUUCAGAGCAGGGGUGAAGAACCAAUGAUCCUCCAGAUGUUGUUGGACUACAGUGGUGCAGUAGUUAGAGUGUUGGACCAGGGGCCAGGAAGACCAGGGUUCAAAACCCCACUGAGGGAUGAAGCUCAGUGGAUGUCCUUCAGCCAGUCACAUCCCUCAGCUUAACCUACUUCACACCAUUGUUUUGAAGAUAAAAUCGGGAGGCGAGAGCCAUGGAUUCCACCUUGAGCACCUUGGAGGAAAGUGGGAUCUAAGGGAACAACUAAAUUAUUUCCAACAUCCCUGAUCAUUGGGCAAUGCUGGCCAAUGAGAGCUGAAGUCUAACAAUAUCAGGAGGGCCAUUGGUUUCUCCAUAUGUAGAAGGAAAGAGAUCUGCAAGGAGGAGGGAGAAGGGGCAUUGGAGAUGUCAGUUCCCAGUCACGCAGCAGCAAAAGUAGGGAGUGGAGUUUAUCCUUCCCCUUUAUCACAAUCCGAAGGGGUUUCUCUCUUGCGGAGGAUCAUUCAGAGCUCCCAAAUUCUAUCCAGCAAGGUCCCAUUCACAUUGCAGAGCUAUGUGCCAAAGAACAAGCAGCAACCAACGCAUCAUGUCUCACAUACUUCCUGCCUUUUUCAUAUCCCAGCCUUUUCAUCACAAUCCUGUUGCCGGUUAUUUUUCUGGUGCUGGUGGUGCUCUUAGUAGCAGCCUUGCUGCUAAUGCGGAGCCUAAAGAAGCAAAAAGGUGAGUGGAUGUGUGCAGGAAGUCCCUGCAUUUUAUCUUUCCUGUCUCAUCCUUUCUGUCUGCCCCUACCUUUCCAUCUCCCAUGCCUCUCCACUGUCGUUUCUGGUUUCCUCCAUAUUUUCAGGUCAUUUGAACUUUGCGUGACCUCAGACUCCUGAAAUCUGGUUACGCGUCUGUUAACAACUAACUGAAGACCUCCAGUGCAACCCUAUAUAUGAGCUAUCCUACUGGGCUGGCAUUGGAGUGGGACGUCAUUGUUUUCCGCACUUUUUUACUUGGUUGUAAAUUGCGUUGGGACUUUUUUUUUUAGUGGGCAGCAAUACACAAAUUUAAUAAGCUUAAUCUAACAAAGUGGUGUGGAAUGUUAUGUUUUUAAACUGAUUAUACUGCUGUUCAAAGCCUGCCCUGGUCUCUACUACAAUGAAGGGCCUGCUCAAAAUAUUUUAAAUAAGUGAACAGACACUUCCUUUGGCUGAACUUGUAUACAGUCAUAACUACAGUUAAUAUAUUUCUCCAGCUAUAGCCACUCAAUGCAGCUUUAAUUGCCCCAAUAUCACACCCAGGAGCUACUUAUGGAGGCCUUGAAAAUUGUUUUAUUGUGGCUACCUAAAAGUAGCAGUGCAGAAGAGCAGAUAGCAGAAGUGAAACUUUCUGAAAAAAUAAACUGGGUUAUUUUCUAAAGCACGUUGCUGUUUAGGUGAUGCUGUGCUGAGGCAGAGGAAGGAGGUGGAAGAACAGAACAGCCCCUUCAUGCAAAACAUCUGCCUCAACCCAGACCAAUACAGAAGUUGGAUUAGGAGGGCUGAGGAAAUCUGUACCCACUUUCCACAGCCAGCUACCCACAUCUCCUUUGAGAACAUUUCCUUCCUGCUAUGUGAAGAUACUGUGGAGAUGCUCAUUCUUUCCAAAUGCUUGUUUUCCUAUUUCCCUGACCUGCUUUUAAAAUGAAAUGGAAAAAAAAAUAGUUUUAAGACACUGAUGUGACAUUGCAGCCUAUCUGCUAUCUUUUCAGCUGCCAAAGCAUGUGGGGAUAUCCUCCUGUCUACGGUAAGUGGCAAAAGGACUUCUCCCUUCCCUUCCCUUCCCUUCCCUUCCCUUCCCUUCCCUUCCCUUCCCUUCCCCUCCUCUCCUCACUUUUGCCUUCAACCUCAGCAGGCUUGCUGAACCAAAUUCUUGCUCUUCCCAGAAUGCUAAGAGUAGUUUCAGGGAGCAUUCACUUUAAAAGGCCACUUCCCUUGACCCACGCUGAUCCACUCCCAGGACAUCCUGUUACAACUUCUGUGGAACUCGGUACAAUAGGGUACCAUUUUCUUUCAGGUAGCUUACUGUGGUGCUAUACUCAGACAGUUCUUGCACCUGUUGUGAACCAAGAUUGCAGGCGAUAGCUCCGUGUGCGUUUUUUUGGCCACGUGCAAAUGUCUUGGGGAAACAUAUCCUGAGAUAAUGCUACAGAUACAAAGGGGUAUGGGGGGGUCUGCUCAAAGAUACCAAAUGGAACACUGUGUUGUUUUUGGUUUAAUUUCAGGCUCCUAAUCGUGCAGAAGGCAAUACAUCUGGUAGAACUGAGAAGCCAAAACAGAGACCUCACCACAAGGCAGCUCCGCCCAGUUCCCACCAAGCAACAAACCACACAGAAGAAGUGGAAUAUGCAACCGUGAUGAAAGCUUCGUCUUCUGCUUCUCAGCCAGAGGUUCUUCCCUUGAGUAGAAAAUUUGCCAAUGCUUUUUGCUCUUUUUAUAUCCCACCUUUGAUCUCCACGCACGUUAAGGGGGCAGCGCCUAAAAACUUAUAUCGUUUUUGAGCACAUCACAAAGGCAGUUUUGGAAAGACGACUGUUGCUUCGUGCAAUUGAUUUCCCAGUUAGUGAUUCACAAAGAACCCUGGGGAAAUGCAUACGCCAUAAAUUAUAGCCCAGACCACGACCACAACGACCACCACCUAGUAGUAGGUUUCUCAAAAUAUAUGCCUCUGUUAGUAGUGCAAAAUUGGUCUUAGUUCAUUUUGGUCUGCAUUAAGUCUGGCGAUGCCAGGACUGCAUAAAUAGUAGGCAAGAUCCACACGAGCUCUCUUAGGUCCAGCGCAGGAGCAUGUCAGUUACUAUGCAUGUGCCCCAAAGUGUGACUGUCACUGCUUAUAUUGGACUUUAAAGACACAUUCUGUUGUCCUUAAGUCACAAUGUGGCGCUGCAGUCGACAGAGGUUUUUCCAUGAUGCAACAAACUCCCAAAAGAGUGGGCCAAAGCAAAUGUGGGUGGAUGUUGGUUGCAACACCACGCAUUCCCCACCAUCCCUUUGGGUCUUCCUUCUUCUGAAGCAUCGCUGUUGGUCAAAGCUAGACAUGGGAUGCUGAGUGGCAUGAACUUCCAUGGCAAUAGUACUCCCUCAUGGCAGAGAGAUCAUGCAUGUUUACUCUCUGUACCACAGCAGUGAUGACUAGAGCUUCCAAGCCACUACUAGCAAAUUCUGCCAAAGUACAAUCUUGCAAUAUGUUAUGCAAACCAAGAGUGUGUGCACUUGUGUUGCAUAUUAUGGGAUUAUCCUGCGCUUCCUCCAAGGAACAGGAUCUUUGACAGGCUCUGAGAGGCUUGUGGGUUGACUGUCGUUUGAGAGCCUGCCUCCCUGCUCUUUCCAUUGGAAUAGACUGUUUGCCAGUGUUGAUGAGAUUUUCCCUCCAUGUUUGAGACAUGGGGCUCCCUGUCAGAUAGGCUAUGCUGAGAGAAAUUAGAACCCCCCCGUUUUCUGGGGUUUGGGUCUGACUCUCCCCAGUCCAAAUAGAACACACUGCCCAUUAUAACAGGGAUGGAGAACCUGUUUUAGCUGGAGGCCCACAUUCCCUUCUGCACAAACUACUUGCGAAUUUUACCUUGUUUCUGCACACCCCUUGCACACCUCCAACCAGGCAAGCAAGAGGCAUAAUCGGAGUUCACGGACAUAUGGCAGCCAGGCAAAAACACUCAAUGAGAAUGCAAAGCUUAGCCAGUAAGUGGUGUGGCCUGGGGACAGUCCCAAGGGCCAAAAAGAGAGGUGUGGAGGGCCACAUUUGGCCCCUGGGGCUGAGGUUCUCCACCCCUGCACUACACAACGCUGCCUCCUCGCACCCUGCAAUGCUUUCUCUUCUUGCAAUAGUCCCUGCCUCCUUGACCAGUGCUGUUGUUGUUUUUUCACUUUCUAGGUUCCUACAGCUACAGAACAGGUAUCAUAUGCCUCCUUAAGUUUUCAAGGUCCAGUUGAAGAAGCUACGUACGCCAAUAUGUAG